AUUGAAUGAACUAAGAAAAGAAGAAGGAAUGUCCAACAAUUUUGCAUCAAAUACAAAUGAUUUAGUGGGAAUGUAUUCACAACCAAUUGUAAAAUAUUUUAAUGAGGACUCAACAAAAGUUUUGUUGAAGCCAUUGCAAAACAGAUGA
Racocetra persica is the source of this 148-nucleotide messenger RNA. The record is from the annotation of a GenBank genome assembly. Lineage: Eukaryota; Fungi; Glomeromycota; Glomeromycetes; Diversisporales; Gigasporaceae.